Messenger RNA from Microdochium trichocladiopsis, 1437 nucleotides. Its product is annotated as kinase-like domain-containing protein. The record is from RefSeq and is a predicted model, not a curated record. Bases 1 to 1437 code for a protein of 478 amino acids. Gene Ontology annotation, biological process: mitotic DNA damage checkpoint signaling; protein phosphorylation. The transcript has 2 exons. Gene Ontology annotation, cellular component: nucleus. Lineage: Eukaryota; Fungi; Ascomycota; Sordariomycetes; Xylariales; Microdochiaceae. Gene Ontology annotation, molecular function: ATP binding; protein serine/threonine kinase activity.
AUGGCCAAGGAAUCUUUCCAGAUUCACGAAGACGCGGAGACCUCCGAGAUAGACGAGAGCACACAAGCUCGCCCAGUCCAACGUCCCCAAGCUGACUACGGCGACGCACAAGAGGAGGAGAUGGACGAGGUAGCAGGGGAUGACAAUGAGGAAGACGGCGAUGUGGAGUCGUCAGACGACAACGAACCUGUCGAUAACAUGGUUCAGCAUGACAUGGAGAAGCUUCAAGAGACCUUCCCAAGUUUCAAGAGCCACUACCGUCUCAUCAAACGUAUAGGCGAGGGCACUUUCUCGACGGUCUACAAGGCUGAGGAUCUCCGCUAUAACUACUACAAUAACAAAUGGGACCUUGAUGCGCGAGAGAACCGGUGGACGCCACCGCCGAGGACCUCAUCACAGUCACAAAGCAACGCACCACCGCAAGACCGCAGGAAACCCAAAUUCGUCGCCGUCAAGAAGAUCUAUGUCACAUCCUCACCGAGUCGCAUCUUCAACGAGCUCGAGCUCUUACACGACCUGCGCGACUCGCCGGCUGUCUGUCCUCUCAUUACUGCCAUGCGCGAGGGGGACCAGGUGCUUGCGGUGCUACCGUACUUUCGACACCAAGAUUUCCGCAAAUACUACCCGAACAUGACGGUCUUCGACAUGAGACUGUACUUUCGGUCACUAUUCACGGCCCUGGCUGCUGUGCAUAAGCAAGCCAUCAUACAUCGAGAUAUUAAGCCGACGAACUUCCUGUACGACCCAGACAAGCGCCGCGGCGUCCUCGUCGACUUUGGUCUUGCCGAGCGCGAAGGCGUCGACUCGAAACCUUGCUUGUGCCACGAGGACUCUGCGGUCCGCAAGCAGCGUGUCCGCAAUUCAACAUCAGCACAAGUCGGCCCUCAACCUGGGUAUCCCAAGAACGAUACCCGUCCAUCUCGGCGUGCUAACCGCGCCGGCACGCGUGGGUUCCGUGCGCCAGAGGUUCUCUUCAAAUGCACAGAACAGACAACCAAGAUCGACAUUUGGUCCGCCGGCGUCAUCCUGCUGACCAUUCUAUGCCGGCGUUUCCCCUUUUUCAACAGCGCCGACGACGUCGAGGCCAUGAUUGAGAUAGCAACGAUUUUUGGCACGAAGCGGAUGAAGCAGUCGGGGGCACUGCACGGCUGUGUGUUUGAUACCAAUAUUCCCAGCAUUGGUGCCCAGGGAUUCUCCUUUGAAAAGAUCAUGCUCUGGAGCACGUGCCGUAGUGACGGCAAAGCGCAAAAGGGAGAUGCACUGUCCGAGGAGGAGAAGGAGGCGCUGGAAUUCCUAUCGCGCUGCAUGGACCUGGACCCGAACAAGCGCAUCAGCGCCGACGAGGCCCUUGAGCAUCCUUUCCUCAAAAUUGACGACGAGGACACCGAGGGUCAGGGCCCAGGCGAGAUGGAGGAGGAGGACGUCAUGUUAGUUUGA